GGAAGAAUUACUAGCUAACCUAAAUUUUAAUUGUCAAAGUCAAAAAUUUGUAUAAAAAUUUAAAAAAGAAUCCAAAUUAUUUUGGAAACUUUGCCAAAUUCGUCAGUAUUGGCAGUAUUUUAGUUUAGUUUAUAACAAUGUUACCUUCGUUACGAUUUUUAGGAAAUGGCAUGAGAUCCCUAGGCUUGAGGAGUCUUCAGACUUCUUCAGCUCUACGACAUGACUCGUUAUUCGUUCAUAGAGAUACCCCGGAGGAUAAUCUGGACAUUCCUUUUGAAUUUACAGAAGAUAAUAAAAAAAGAAUUGAUGCUAUCUUGGCCAUAUACCCUGAGGGACACAAACGGGGGGCCAUGAUCCCUAUAUUAGACCUAGCUCAAAGACAACACGGCUGGCUCCCUAUAUCUGCCAUGCAUAAAGUUGCAAAUAUACUAAACUUGCCUUAUAUGAGAGUGUAUGAAGUUGCCACCUUUUACACAAUGUUCAUAAGAAAACCUACAGGAAAGUUCCAUGUCCAAAUCUGCACCACCACUCCCUGUUGGUUAAGAGGAUCUGACGAAAUCUUAGACACAAUUAAGAAAAAUCUGUGCUUAGAAGUGGGCGAGACAAGUAAAGACAAGCUAUUUACUUUAUCAGAAGUUGAAUGUUUGGGAGCCUGUGUAAAUGCACCCAUGGUACAAAUCAAUGAUGACUAUUAUGAAGAUUUAACUGUGCAGGACACAGAACAAAUUUUAAAAGAGCUCAAAGCUGGAGGAAAACCAAAACCAGGACCAAGAAGUGGCAGAUUCGCUGCCGAACCUCUGGGGAAUCCCACUUCGCUUAAGGGAGAACCAACAGGACCAGGUUUUGGAGUUAGAGCCGAUUUGUAAAUAAAAUAAACUUGUUUUGAACAAGUUAACACGUGAAAAGUUAUUUAUAAUAAAGAUAAUAAAAAUAU
This is a messenger RNA of Sitophilus oryzae (rice weevil), 934 nucleotides long. RefSeq names its product NADH dehydrogenase [ubiquinone] flavoprotein 2, mitochondrial (gene ND-24). The record is from RefSeq and is a predicted model, not a curated record. NCBI's taxonomy places the organism in Eukaryota, Metazoa, Arthropoda, Insecta, Coleoptera, Curculionidae. Gene Ontology annotation, molecular function: NADH dehydrogenase activity. Gene Ontology annotation, biological process: mitochondrial electron transport, NADH to ubiquinone. The transcript has 5 exons. The coding region runs from base 138 to 866 and encodes 242 amino acids.